AUGUCCUCUCCCAAAGUCUGGUUCAUAACGGGGACGUCCUCGGGAUUUGGAAGACUCAUGACAGAGUAUGCCCUCGACACCCUCGACAAAGGAGACAUCGUAGUAGCAACCCUCCGCAAACCACAAGUCCUAUCCGAUCUUGCAGCCCGAUACCCAGCAGACAAGCUCCUCGUACUCAAAGUCGACGUCACAAAGCAGGAAGACAUCGAUGAAGCAUUCACGCGUACGCGUUCAGCGUUCGGACGGCUGGCUUUAUGA
Molecule: messenger RNA, 258 nt
Organism: Suillus plorans
Lineage: Eukaryota; Fungi; Basidiomycota; Agaricomycetes; Boletales; Suillaceae
Exons: 2
Coding region: 1-258 (85 amino acids)
Source: RefSeq, a predicted model, not a curated record